AUGGUUAUUUCUUUGAACUCAUGCCUGGGCUUUAUCUGUAUACUGUUAUGCCACUGGAUCAGGACAGCAUCAUCUCUGAACCUUGAAGACCCUAAUGUGUGUAGCCACUGGGAAAGCUACUCCGUGACUGUGCAAGAGUCAUACCCACAUCCCUUUGAUCAAAUUUACUACACUAGCUGCACUGACAUUCUGAACUGGUUUAAAUGCACGCGGCACAGAAUCAGUUAUCGGACAGCCUAUCGACAUGGAGAAAAAACUAUGUAUAGGCGCAAAUCCCAGUGUUGUCCUGGAUUUUAUGAGAGCAGGGAAAUGUGUGUCCCCCAUUGUGCUGAUAAAUGUGUCCAUGGUCGCUGCAUUGCUCCAAACACCUGUCAGUGUGAGCCUGGCUGGGGUGGGACCAACUGCUCCAGUGCCUGCGACGGUGAUCACUGGGGGCCUCACUGCAGCAGCCGGUGCCAGUGUAAAAACGGGGCUCUGUGCAACCCCAUCACGGGGGCUUGCCACUGCGCUGCGGGCUUCCGGGGCUGGCGCUGCGAGGAGCGCUGUGAGCAGGGCACGUAUGGUAACGACUGUCACCAGAGAUGCCAGUGCCAGAACGGAGCUACCUGCGAUCACGUCACGGGGGAGUGCCGCUGCCCACCCGGCUACACUGGAGCCUUCUGUGAGGAUCUUUGUCCCCCUGGCAAGCACGGGCCACAGUGUGAGCAGCGAUGCCCCUGCCAAAAUGGAGGUGUAUGUCAUCACGUCACUGGAGAAUGCUCGUGUCCUUCUGGCUGGCUGGGCACAGUGUGUGGUCAGCCUUGCCCCGAGGGUCGCUUUGGAAAGAACUGUUCACAAGAAUGUCAGUGCCAUAAUGGAGGGACGUGUGAUGCCACCACGGGCCAAUGUCACUGCAGUCCCGGAUACACGGGGGAACGGUGCCAGGAUGAGUGUCCCGUUGGCACCUACGGAGUUCGCUGUGCAGAGACCUGCCAAUGUGUCAAUGGAGGGAAGUGUUACCAUGUGAGCGGCUCCUGCCUCUGCGAAGCAGGCUUUGCUGGCGACCGCUGUGAGGCGCGCCUGUGUCCAGAAGGGCUCUACGGCAUCAAAUGUGACAAGUGGUGUCCCUGCCACCUGGACAACACUCAUAGCUGUCACCCCAUGUCUGGAGAGUGUGCCUGCAAGCCAGGCUGGUCAGGACUCUACUGUAAUGAGACAUGUUCUCCUGGAUUCUACGGGGAAGCUUGCCAACAGAUCUGCAGCUGCCAAAACGGGGCUGACUGUGACAGUGUGACAGGAAAGUGCACCUGUGCCCCAGGAUUCAAAGGAAUUGACUGCUCUACCCCAUGCCCUCUGGGAACCUACGGGAUAAAUUGUUCCUCUCUCUGCGGCUGUAAAAACGAUGCUGUCUGCUCUCCUGUGGACGGCUCUUGUACUUGCAAAGCAGGCUGGCACGGGGUGGACUGCUCCAUCAGCUGUCCCAGUGGCACAUGGGGCUUUGGCUGUAACUUAACAUGCCAGUGCCUCAACGGCGGAGCCUGCAACACCCUGGAUGGGACCUGCACCUGUGCACCUGGAUGGCGCGGGGAGAAAUGUGAAUUUCCCUGCCAGGAUGGCACGUAUGGGCUGAACUGUGCCGAGCGCUGUGACUGCAGCCAUGCGGAUGGCUGCCACCCCACCACGGGCCAUUGCCGCUGCCUCCCCGGAUGGUCAGGUGUCCACUGUGACAGCGUGUGCGCUGAGGGACGCUGGGGCCCCAACUGCUCCCUGCCCUGCUACUGUAAAAACGGGGCUUCGUGCUCCCCUGACGACGGCAUCUGUGAGUGUGCGCCAGGGUUCCGAGGCACCACUUGUCAGAGAAUCUGCUCCCCUGGUUUUUAUGGGCAUCGCUGCAGCCAGACGUGUCCACAGUGUGUGCACAGCAGUGGGCCCUGCCACCACAUCACAGGCCUGUGUGACUGCUUGCCUGGCUUCACAGGCGCCCUCUGCAAUGAAGUGUGUCCCAGUGGCAGAUUUGGGAAAAACUGUGCAGGAAUUUGCACCUGUACCAACAAUGGAACCUGUAACCCCAUUGACAGAUCUUGUCAGUGUUACCCAGGUUGGAUCGGCAGUGACUGCUCUCAACCUUGCCCACCUGCGCACUGGGGUCCCAACUGCAUCCACACGUGCAACUGCCACAACGGGGCCUUCUGCAGCGCCUACGACGGGGAAUGCAAAUGUACUCCGGGCUGGACGGGGCUCUACUGCACUCAGAGAUGUCCCCUGGGCUUCUAUGGAAAGGACUGUGCGUUGAUAUGCCGGUGUCAAAACGGAGCCGACUGCGACCACAUCUCCGGACAGUGUACUUGCCGCACCGGGUUCAUGGGGAAGCGGUGUGAGCAGAAGUGCCCUGCAGGAACAUAUGGCUAUGGCUGUCGCCAGAUAUGUGACUGUCUGAACAACUCCACCUGUGACCACAUCACCGGGACCUGUUACUGCAGCCCAGGAUGGAAGGGGGCACGAUGUGAUCAAGCUGGUGUUAUAAUAGUCGGAAAUCUGAACAGCUUAAGCAGAACCAGUACAGCUCUCCCCACUGAUUCCUACCAGAUCGGGGCCAUCGCGGGCAUCAUCAUUCUUGUCCUAGUUGUUCUGUUCCUCCUGGCGUUGUUCAUUAUUUAUAGACACAAGCAGAAGGGGAAGGAAUCGAGCAUGCCAGCAGUCACCUACACCCCCGCUAUGAGGGUCAUGAAUGCAGACUAUGCCAUUUCAGAAACCCUUCCUCACAGCAAUGGUGGAAAUGCUAACAGCCAUUACUUCACCAAUCCCAGUUACCACACACUCACCCAGUGUGCCACAUCCCCUCACGUCAACAACAGGGACAGGAUGACCAUCGCAAAGUCAAAAAACAAUCAGCUGUUUGUGAACCUGAAAAAUGUGAAUCCUGGGAAGAGGGGCCCUGUGGUGGACUACACAGGCACGCUGCCUGCGGACUGGAAACACGGGGGCUACCUCAACGAGCUUGGUGCUUUUGGACUUGACAGAAGUUAUAUGGGAAAAUCCUUGAAAGACCUGGGAAAGCAUUCUGAAUAUAAUUCAAGUAACUGCUCCCUAAGCAGUUCUGAAAACCCAUAUGCCACUAUUAAAGACCCACCCAUCCUUAUUCCCAAACACUCAGAGUGUGGUUAUGUGGAGAUGAAGUCACCGGCGCGGAGAGAUUCCCCAUAUGCAGAGAUCAAUAACUCAACUUCAGCCCACAAGAAUGUCUAUGAAGUUGAACCUACAGUGAGUGUUGUCCAAGGAAUAUUCAGCAAUAAUGGGCAUCUCACCCAGGAUCCAUAUGACCUCCCAAAGAACAGUCACAUCCCUUGCCAUUAUGACCUGCUGCCAGUCCGAGACAGUUCAUCCUCCCCCAAGCAAGAGGAUGGCGGCGGCAGCAGCAGCAGCAGCAGCAGUGAAUGA
This is a messenger RNA of Eubalaena glacialis (North Atlantic right whale), 3417 nucleotides long. RefSeq names its product multiple EGF like domains 10 (gene MEGF10). The transcript is spliced from 24 exons. Gene Ontology annotation, molecular function: protein binding. Gene Ontology annotation, cellular component: membrane. Lineage: Eukaryota; Metazoa; Chordata; Mammalia; Artiodactyla; Balaenidae. The record is from RefSeq and is a predicted model, not a curated record. Bases 1 to 3417 code for a protein of 1138 amino acids.